Molecule: messenger RNA, 1118 nt
Organism: Ananas comosus (pineapple)
Lineage: Eukaryota; Viridiplantae; Streptophyta; Magnoliopsida; Poales; Bromeliaceae
Product: GDSL esterase/lipase At5g45920
Exons: 6
Coding region: 125-805 (226 amino acids)
Molecular function (GO): hydrolase activity, acting on ester bonds
Source: RefSeq, a predicted model, not a curated record
AUAAGCGAAAAAGCAGCCAAGGAAUCAAACAGAUCUCUCCUCUUUCAUCUCCUCCUCCUCCGUCUCUCUCCCUAUUUCGUCGGCGGCGAAGAAGAAGAAGAAGAAGAAGAAGAAGAAGAAGAAGAUGCGUCCGAAGCUGGUGCUGUUCGGCGACUCCAUCACGGAGGAAUCCUUCUGCGACGGCGGGUGGGGCGCCGCCCUCGCCCACCAAUUCGCUCGUUCGGCGGACGUGGUGCUGCGGGGCUACAGCGGCUACAACACCCGGUGGGCGCUGCGGGUGGCGGCGCGGGCGAUGGAGGGCGCCGGCGACGCCCCCGCGGCGGUCACGGUCUUCUUCGGCGCCAACGACGCCGCCCUCCCCGACCGCAGCAGCUGGUUCCAGCACGUCCCUCUCGACGAGUACCAGCGCAACCUCCGGUCCAUCCACUCCUUCCUCAAGGAGCGGUGGCCCUCGGCCGUAGUCAUACUUAUCACGCCGCCUCCGAUCGACGAGGAUGGGCGCCUCCAGUAUCCUUAUACUGAUGGCCCUUCUGGUCUACCUGAGAGGACUAACGAGUCGGCUGGCGCUUUUGCAAAGGCCUGUGUAGCUGUGGCAAAAGAGUUGGGUGUUCCGUAUAUCGAUCUUUGGACGAAGAUGCAGCAAUUUCCUGACUGGGAAAAAUCCUUCUUAAGAUCAGGUUCUGGUGAAAACAAACAGGCUUUGCAUGAGCCUUCCAUGCUUGCAGGGAUGGGCUUCACUUCACCCCGCGCGGGAACAGGGUGUUAUUCGAGGAGGUUGUGCAGGCGCUUAAAGGCGUUGGCCUGAGCCUUGAGUCCCUGCCGGUGGAUCUGCCUCUCUUCUCCGAUGUCGACCCGAAAGACCCCUUAAAAUCGUUUGAUAAUUAAAAGCUACUUGCAUAUUAUUCGAUAAAAAAGGGUCUACUUUUUUGUGUGUCUCUACUAUCCUAAUUCCAAAGGGUUAAUGUGGUAUGCUAGUGAAGGUUACUUUUGUGAGUGAGUAAUAUGUUGUGGGCCUUUGCUGUUUAUCCAGUGUAUCAUUUUUGGAGCACAAAAACUAGUAUCUGAUGUUUGAUAAUAUAUUUAUCAUGAUUGAUGUUUCCAAAGGAGCUGUUUUUGUA